Messenger RNA from Ichthyophthirius multifiliis, 1443 nucleotides. RefSeq lists its product as hypothetical. The transcript has 2 exons. Gene Ontology annotation, biological process: protein dephosphorylation. NCBI's taxonomy places the organism in Eukaryota, Ciliophora, Oligohymenophorea, Hymenostomatida. The record is from RefSeq and is a predicted model, not a curated record. Gene Ontology annotation, molecular function: protein tyrosine/serine/threonine phosphatase activity.
AUGUUUAUUUUAUUUAUAUCUAAAAUCAUUAUAAAUAUUUAUUUUUAUAUUUAUUUUUAAAUAUAAUAAUUUUUUAUUAUUUAUAUUUUUUAAUUUUAUAAUUGUUAUUUUAUUAAUUAUUCAAUUUUUUAUAUAUAAAUAUUAUUUCAUUUUUUUAUAAAAAUAUUAUUUUUAAUUAAAACUUUGCAAUCUAAAUAUUUUAUAUAUAUUUUUAUAAAACUUUACUUUAUAUAAAAAAUAUAUAUUUUAUAAAAAAUAAAAUUAAAUUUAUUUUUAAUUUAUAAAUUUAAUUCUAUUUUUAUAUAUAAUAUAAUUAUUUUUAAUAUAAUUAAAAUUAAAAAAAAGGUUAAAAAACAAUAAAAUCUUAAAUUUUAUAAAAAGAAAAAAAAAUUAUAAAUGGAAGAAGUUUAAUAUAUAAUAGGAGCAAUUAAAAUAAAAGACGGUUUAUUUAUUGGAGAUUAAGAAUCAAUAAGUGAUUUAGAAUUUAUUUUAUCAAAUAAAGUAACCCAUAUAAUUAAUACAUCAGGUAAAUAAAUUCCAAAUACAUGGGAAAACAUCGGAAUUUAAUAUUUAACAUUAUUUUGGAAAGAAUCAGAUAAGCAAGUAAAUAAUUACAUAAAAAAAAUAUAAUAAAAAAAGAUACUUUUUGAUUCAAAUUAAAAAACAGCAAGAUAAAUUCUUGAAUUUAUUGAAAAAGCAAAUAAAUAAGGAGAUUCGUGUUUAGUUCAUAGUGUUAGGGGAUAAAGUAGGGCCUGUUGUGCAUUAACAGUAUAUUUUAUGUUAAAAUAUAAAUGGACAUUGUUUAAAACGUUAGAUUAUUUAAACUCUAGACGUCCUGAUUUGGAAAUUAGAGCUACUUUUUUUCAUUAACUUUAAGAAUUUGAAGCACAAAUAAUUUAAAGUGGUUUAGGGAAGUUCAGUGGGAAUUGGAAUCAGGAAGAAUUGAUUGAACAUUUCGAGAACGAAGAGGACUAUAAAGAUGCAAUUUUAUUACGGAAUACUUAUUUAAAUUCUAAGAAUAUUAAUUUAACGAAUAAUUUUAAUUUAUAUAAUGCCGUAUAAAAUUAGAAACAAAAAAAAAUAAAAAAAUUUUUUGGUAGGACGAAGUUUUGUUUUAAAAAAAAUAAAAUAAAACUGUAAGAAAAGCAUCACCAGCUCCAUAAAAAAGAAAUUUUAAAUAAAAAAAUCAAAUUUAAUUUGAUUCUAUAUUAAAAGGUUCAAAUAAAGUUUUUAAUAAAAAUAAUGGGUAAUAAAUAAUUAUAAAUGAUAAAUAAUAAAAAUUAAGUAUAGAAAAUAGAGAUGAACUUAAUAAAAGCGAGAUUGAAAAUUAGCGAUUAUAAUAAUUAUAGUAAUAAUAAUAAUAAUAAUAAUAAUAAUAUUAAUAAUAAUAAUAAUAAUAAUAAGUUAAAAUUAAUUAAAUUAAUGGAAAUAUUAUUAAUUUGA